Molecule: messenger RNA, 816 nt
Organism: Apodemus sylvaticus (European woodmouse)
Lineage: Eukaryota; Metazoa; Chordata; Mammalia; Rodentia; Muridae
Gene: Mrpl21
Product: mitochondrial ribosomal protein L21
Exons: 7
Coding region: 43-672 (209 amino acids)
Cellular component (GO): ribosome; mitochondrial large ribosomal subunit
Molecular function (GO): structural constituent of ribosome
Source: RefSeq, a predicted model, not a curated record
GCCGCUUCCGCUUCCGGUCGGGACCGUGGGGGGGGAAAAAAAAUGGCAGCUGCCAUAGCGAGUUCGGCAUUGCCAGGCGUCUUCGGGCGGCUGGUGUCUGUGUGUAGCCGAAGCAUUUUGACAUCCCAGGGACUCGGCCCUGCCUCCCUCUGGUCUGCUUCUCGAAGGUUCAAUUCACAGAGUGCUUCAUAUCCACAAGGAUAUGUUCCUAAGACCUCCCUGAGUUCACCACCCUGGCAAGAAGUGGUUCUGCCGGACCCUGUUGAAGAGAGUAGACACCAUGCUGAGGUUGUGAAGAAGGUGAAUGAGCUGAUUGCCACAGGCCAGUAUGGCCGGCUCUUUGCUGUCGUGCACUUUGCCAGCCACCAAUGGAAGGUGACCGCCGAGGACCUGAUUCUAAUUGAAAAUGAAUUGGACAUCAAGUGUGGAGAGAGGAUUCGGUUGGAGAAGGUCCUGCUGGUUGGGGCAGACAACUUCACACUCCUUGGCAAGCCGCUCCUCGGAAAGGAUCUCGUGCGAGUUGAAGCCACAGUCAUUGAAAAGACAGAAUCAUGGCCCAAAAUCAACAUGAAAUUUAGGAAAAGGAAAAACUUCAGGAAGAUGAAAAUCAUUGUGAACCCACAGACCGUCCUCCGGAUUAACACCAUCGAGAUUGCUCCUCGUUUGCUGUGACCCCCGAGCUGAUGUUUAAGAAGUUCUGAGAUGUCUAAUAAACUCAGGAAGCUGAGGCAGGAGGAUCACAAGUUCCAGGCCAGCUUGGGCUACACAGCAAGACCCUGUUUGACAAUGAAAACAAAUAAAGUAUUUUCUAGGAAA